ACUUUUUUCGAAUAAAUAAUUAGUUUAAGCAUGACAUAUGGAUCCUAAUACAAAUUUUACAGGCACUGAAAGCUUAUUCAAAAAAUCACUUUUACAAGAUAUAGUUCAAAUUAGUUGUAAAACUAAAAUAAUUACAUCAUUACAAGAUACCAUUAAAACAGAUAUUGAUGAGGAAUGUAAUUUACUUUCACAAAUUUCAAUAGAAACUUUGCCUGAAAUAUCAGUUAUGAUGGAUACCCUGAAAUACUAUUAUGAUAAAUUAAAUGUUAUUCAGAAUGACAUGAAAUAUAUUAAUACAAAAAUGGCAUCUUUGAAGGAAAAAAUCAAAAUUAAAGAUGAAAUAAAAAUAUUAGCAGCAUUGGAAGAUGAUAUUGAAAUUGCAGAAUCAUUUGAUUAAAUUGUAAAAAUAUCUAUUUUCAUAGGUAUAUUUAUAAUGAAUCUAAUUUAAUAAUGUGCAUUAUUUUAAUCUAAUUAAUGCAAUGGAUUUUAAUUUAUAUAUUAUUAAAACUACUUUAUAAAAUAUUAAAAUUCUAGUAAACUAUUAUAUUAAAGCAUUUUGGGCAAUUUUUAUAUCUAUGUAUACAUUAUCUCAAAAAUAUUA
Molecule: messenger RNA, 601 nt
Organism: Gordionus sp. m RMFG-2023
Lineage: Eukaryota; Metazoa; Nematomorpha; Gordioida; Chordodea; Parachordodidae
Exons: 3
Coding region: 38-397 (119 amino acids)
Source: RefSeq, a predicted model, not a curated record